Molecule: messenger RNA, 351 nt
Organism: Adineta ricciae
Lineage: Eukaryota; Metazoa; Rotifera; Eurotatoria; Adinetida; Adinetidae
Source: the annotation of a GenBank genome assembly
AUGAUUAUAUUCAUUGAUAUGACAAAUUCGACAAUGAAUAAUAAAAAAUCUUCGUCUUUAUCUUUCACACGUCGACGGCAAUUAGAUGAAAACUUUCGUCGGAUAAAUCGGCAAUGUGAACAAAAAGUAAUAUGUCAAAAACAUCUUCCAAGCACUUCGGCACUUACAGAUUCUUCAGUUCAACAACAUCAAAAAGAAUUAGCUGAAAUUGACAUGAUUAAUUGUGUACGUCAAUGUAUAUCUUAUUCAUGUUAUCGACAAAUUUAUGAAAAAGAUCCAUUGGAACGUGGAGAAAUUGAUGUACGAGCGAAUCAUUUCAAAACAUGUUGGACGAAACAACAAAAAAUCUAA